Messenger RNA from Torulaspora delbrueckii, 546 nucleotides. It is a transcript of the gene ARF3, whose product is annotated as Arf family GTPase ARF3. Gene Ontology annotation, cellular component: cytoplasm. Gene Ontology annotation, molecular function: GTPase activity; GTP binding. The transcript has a single exon. The record is from RefSeq and is a predicted model, not a curated record. Lineage: Eukaryota; Fungi; Ascomycota; Saccharomycetes; Saccharomycetales; Saccharomycetaceae. The coding region runs from base 1 to 546 and encodes 181 amino acids. Gene Ontology annotation, biological process: vesicle-mediated transport; intracellular protein transport.
AUGGGUAAUUCUGUCUCAAGGGCUUUGGGUAAGCUAUUUGGCUCCCGUGAGAUGAAGAUUUUGAUGUUAGGUUUGGAUAAUGCAGGGAAAACCACCAUCCUGUACAAAUUGAAGUUGAAUAAGAUAAAAACAUCUGCACCAACUGUUGGUUUUAAUGUGGAGACGGUUGCCUACAAGAAUGUAAAAUUUAAUAUGUGGGAUGUUGGUGGACAGGAGCGAUUGAGACCUCUUUGGAGGCACUAUUUCCCAGCCACUACAGCUUUAAUCUUUGUGAUCGAUUCUCACGAUAAGGAUAGGUUGGAUGAGGCCAAAGAAGAGUUGUACAGUAUAAUAAGUGAAAAAGAGAUGGAAAAUGUUGUAUUAUUAGUUUGGGCAAACAAGCAAGAUUUGAAAGGCGCGUUGAAACCACAAGAAGUCUCUAGCUACCUUCAAUUGGGUGAAAACUUAAAGAAUCAACUUUGGUGCGUUGUAGGAAGUAAUGCAUUGACUGGACAGGGCCUAGUAGAAGGUCUUUCGUGGAUCUCGAGUAACACACACAAGAAAUGA